Messenger RNA from Pygocentrus nattereri (red-bellied piranha), 9101 nucleotides. RefSeq names its product zinc finger protein 687a (gene znf687a). The record is from RefSeq and is a predicted model, not a curated record. The transcript has 11 exons. Bases 68 to 4018 code for a protein of 1316 amino acids. NCBI's taxonomy places the organism in Eukaryota, Metazoa, Chordata, Actinopteri, Characiformes, Serrasalmidae.
UAGAGAUGACGCGGCUGUUGUGCGCCGCCCUGGCAGAGGCCAGGAACAGUCAGCAACGAGCAGAGUUAUGGGUGAUAUGAAGACACCCGAUUUUGAUGACCUCCUGGCAGCAUUUGAUAUUCCAGACAUUGAUGCUAAAGAGGCAAUUCAGUCUCAUACGAGGGAACCUGAUGGCAAUCACAGCGAAUCCGGUGGUGGUGGAAAGGAGAGAAGUGGAGCUCAGAGACCCACUGCUCCUUCAGAGGUCUGUGAAAGUGCUCCUCUAGCUUCUCAUGAUCCGUCUGCGGUCAGUGUUAUAGUGAAGAACAGUGUGCCUUCCGAUGCACAUGUGAGCGAGGAAGAGGAGCAGGAACAAGACAUGGCAGGACAGGUAAGUGAUGUCCUGGAUGGGGCAAACAGAAGUGGAGGUGGGGCUGUGCUGUCUCACCAUCUUGGGCCCAGAGUACAUAGCCUGUCACCAUCUGAUUCUCUUAUCCAUAAUGGAUUUAAUGCUGCCUCAGAUAGUCUUGUGGAACCCUCCCUGCACUCCAGUCAACCUCUGAUGCAGCCCAAUGGCCAGCUGUGGUCCCCAUGUUCCCCUAAAACAGCCAGUGAAGGUGAUGAGAGCAACCUCGAUGGCAGUUCCUCUAGUCACUCCAUGACCUUUCCGCCUCCUGUGCCUUUACCCAUUUCAGCUCCUUCCACAAAUUUGGUUGACCUUCUUCCUCCCAAGUUGGAUGAAAAUGAAGUCGAACAUCCUGCUUCUGCUUCUCACGUCGCCCCCUUAGCUCAGUCUUUAAACAGCACCUCAAGAACCGGAGUUCCACGUCCUUUGUCUGAAGACGAUGAAUCUGAGCCAGACCUCGGAAGCCCUCCACUCUUGAUCCGGGAGAGUCCUGACCUCCAGCCAUCCGUGUCUCCUAGGUUUCCACGCAGACCUAGGAGAUCUAGCGACUUGCAGCCCCCAUCUCCGUCCUCUCCAACCUUGCCUGUCAGCAACACCCAAGUAGGAGAGGCUGCUGCUGUAGGCCUGACUCCCUCUGUCACCAAUCAGGCACCCCCACAGAGUGGCAGCAUCCCCACUUCUGGGAUGGAAAAAGCUGACCCGCCUAAUAUGGAGCGCUACCCGGAGCACAUUAUCGAAGAGAGGGAUUCCCCUGAAAGCCCUGAGCCAGAAAUGCCUGCUUGCUCACCAGCUCCUGCCCAAGGCAGCACCAAACCUGCCAAUCGUUCCAGAUCCCCGCCCUCUGCCCAGCCAGAUGAGAAAGAGCCAACAGAGAAGAGAGUAGAGGAGGUUUCUGGCAAGGAUGAAACUAUGGAGAGGGAGGAGGGUGUACAAGAGUGCGGGAAUAAUCGUGACCCUAAUGUUCAAAGCAAUGCUGAAAAAUUGAAGGAAGGAGCAAAAGCAGGCGUGGAACAACAAGAAAGCUUAGAGCCAAAAGCUCUAGCUGUUGCUCCAGGGAAUAGCUUGGGCACCUCUACAGCACCUUCUAGGCCUCUCAAAGUUCGAAUCAAGACCGUUAAGACACCUACAGGCAACGUAACACGCAACGUUUCCAGAGCGGCGGCUAAAGGAGCUGCGGCCAGUGCCUCUAAGGGCUCGGAGAGCUCGAAGAUUCAGCUAGGGGGCCGUAAGGUGGUCAACAGGCCUAAGAGAUCUGCUCCCGCUACAUCAGGAAAUCCUGCAGUGCUGCCUGUGUCAACGUUUGAAGAUGCAAGCAUAGCCAUGUUGUUUGCAGCUAGCAAGGUACAGAAAGUGGCUGCUACCUUAUCGUUCUCUAGUGUCACAAAAGCGUCAGCCCUGCCUUCUGCGUCAUCCCCAUCCAUGUCUUCCUCUGCUUCGGGCAUCAAUGUCCGGUCCUUGGGUUUGAAAACAGUCUACAGCGCUGUGCCUUCCGCCAAAGCGGCUUCCAUUGUGAACAAUCCAGGAGCUGUGAUCUCUCGCAGCCAGUCCAGCCUGGUGGAGGCUUUCAACAAGAUCCUCAACAGCAAGAACCCGCUGCCCAGCUAUCAGCCGGACCUCUCCGUUCCACCACCUGCUGAGUGGGGUCUAAGUGUUCCUCCCACAGGUUACCGCUGCCUGGAGUGUGGCGAUGCUUUUGCCUUGGAGCGCAGCCUGGCUAGACACUACGACCGGCGAUCGCUGCGAAUCGAGGUGACCUGUAAUCACUGCUCAAAGCGCUUGGCCUUCUUUAACAAGUGCAGCCUGCUGCUACAUGCACGGGAGCACAAGGAGAAAGGGUUGGUCAUGCAAUGCUCUCAUCUGGUCAUGAGACCUGUCAGCAUGGAGCAGAUGAUUGGCCAGCAGGACACCGUGCCUAUAGGUGUGCUCUCCUCAUCUCUACUGGCUUGCUCGUCUUUACCUGCUGCUAAAGAGGAAACCUCUGGCCAGCCUGGAAUCUUUGAUAACAGGUGCCCGGAGUGCAGAAGUCCGUUCAGCUCUACAGAAGAACUAGCCGCACACUUCCAGGAAGUUGAUCCCAGCGGCUCUGACACAAGCUGCAUGCAGUGCUCUCCUCCGAUGCCUCUGUGGAACUCCUGCAGUGCCGCCGCUCACCAGCGGAUUCACCAGAAGCUGCCCCCUCUCGUCUGUCCAGAGUGUGGCCUUGUCUUCCUGUCCCACAACUUAAACUCUCACAUGAAGUACACCUGCCUGCACUACACACGGCAGCUUGGCUACAGGUGUGCCUGUUGUCAGCUGGUGUUUGGAGGUGUGAACAGUUUGAAUGCAGUGAAAAAUCACAUGCAGACAGCUCAUUGUGAAGUCUUCCAUAAAUGCCCUGCCUGCCCCAUGGCCUUCAAAUCUGCCCCCAGCGCUGAAGUCCACUGUACGGCCCAGCACCCGUCUCUCACAGGCACGACCAAACAGUCCAAGGAGAUCUACAAAUGUGUCUUGUGUCAGACAGUUUUUACCCAGAAAUCCCUGCUCAACCUCCAUUUUGACACUCACUUGGCAAAGCAGAAGGUUCAUGUGUUUAAGUGUCCUGAGUGCACCAAGCUGUUCACUCAGAGAGGUUCACUCCUGGCACAUGUGAAGGCUUCUCACAGGAACCUGAGCCACGUCUCAGCUCAGAAAAGCGUGUUGAAGAUGGAGAGCUCUGAUGGGGAGGAGUGGAGGAGAGAAGAGGAGGAGGUUGGGGAGAGGGAUGGAGAUCCAGGAGAGAAUGAACACUUUACUAUGCCCAGCAUCCAAACGUGGAGCUGCUCAGAAUGUCAGAUACGCUACACCGAUAAAGACGGUUAUAUUGCCCACAUGGCCAAACAGCAUGGAAAGGAGCUGAAGAGGUUUCCCUGCACACUUUGCGAAGGCUCUUUCUCUUCCUCCUCGAGUCUGAGACGACACAUGCGGAUCAAACACAAAGGCAUCAAACGAUCUUUCCAGUGCCAGCUGUGUCCCCAAGGCAGAAAGACGUUCGGCACUAAGCUGGUCCUAGAGAAACAUAUGCAAAUUCAUCACAAAGGACAAAGAGGAGCAGCCGCUCCGAGCCAGGUGCGUUCUCGUUUCACUGAUUCUGCUGACAGCUCAUCCAAACAGGACAGUGCCCUCAGCGCUGUGACCGCAGGCUCUGCAGAAGAGGACGAUGCUCGUCGGGACGGCAGGGCAGGUUCCAUUCCGGGCCGGGAGGGGGAUGGUUUCCGCUGCACGCCAUGCGGCUUCCUGUGCGAGGAUAAGGAGGAGUUCCUACAGCACAUCCAGAGCCACCGUGGUGGUGAAGGCGGAGCCUUUCAGUGUCAGCUAUGCGGGGCUUGUUUCGCCUCAAACUCCUCACUUAGUCGCCAUCGCUUUAUCAGCCACCGAAUGCGUGAAACUGAGCGCACUCGCACGCCCAGCAGCCACGGAGACAAUCACCACGGUAACGUGAGCCCUGCCCCCACUGACCCUUCUCCAGGGUCACCGUCUCAGGCAGAGGAAGGAGAAGGCAAGCUAAUCUGCAAAGUGUGCGGACGUCAUUUCAGCAAGGCCGCCGACCUCAGCACACACUUCAGAACUCACGGCAUGGCCUUCAUCACCGCCUAUAAAACGGACAAGCCGGCCUGAGACGGAACGGAGGGAUUACAGAAGCCGUUGAUACUGUAGUUUUUAAAUGUGAAGUCCUACUGAACGAUAGUUUAAAGUUUAAAAAUUAAAGCUGCGCAAUUUUUCUCUUACCCAGAGUCAUUUAGGCCUGUGCUCGGUGACGGUUAACCGAUCUACCAUGGUGACCCUAACAGCUCAUUUACCACUAGUUAAAAAAAAAAAAGUUAUUAAUUUAUUAAUAUCUUGAAAAUCAGAGCAAGACACUAAUAUUUCCAUACAUUAACAUAACUCAACUUGAUAUCCUAUGUCAAAGCCACAUUUAUUGAACUUCGUUUUGAUGACCUUGUUCUAGAAACUAGCAGGCAGAUGCAAAAAGCCAUGCACUGGUUGGGGACUGUCUACUGUCUUAAGACUGGACAUCGGGUUAAGCAGCCACAGAUGAUGCCGUUCAUUACUAGAUUACAGGUUUGUGGCCACAUUAAAGAUGACCACGUACUACAUCCACGACUUUGGCUCGGUCAGACCUCAACUAGCUGUGUUCUGUAUCUGCGGCAGCGUUGGGAACCGUCACAAAGUUACCAGAUGUGGUGUAAAUAAAAAAACGGAAAGGUACAGCAAAGAUAAGGAAAUGUCACCCAACCCUGAACAAGGAAGUCCUGGCUUAACUGUUUACUGCAGUUAUUUUCCUCUUGGUUACCCAAAUAUGAGGGUUCUGUUACCGGCGCAGGCCUACAGUCACAAAGACAGUUAGUUGUACGCUGUUGCUACGAGGGUAAUGUAGCUAAGAGGUAAUAGAAGCUUAUAGGCCACCAGAUUGCCUCAAUUAUCAUAUGUCUGCCUCAGUCCACAUUGAGUUAUAAAGUAAAUUCAGACUUGAUGAUGUGGUUUCUGACACCGUCUGGACUAUAAAACUGACAAAAGUAAAGACAACAUUCUGCUUUUGGUUCUUUAAUCAAGAAAAUGUUGACUGUUGAUGUUCAUAUAGAACCAUUUUCCGUUCUUUGGUAAAGAAAUUGGUUCUGCAUAGAACCCAAAAAACCAUUUGCAUGACUAAAGGGUUCUUUGCCUAAUGAAAUGAUUUUCAGACUGAUGGCGAAGUUACUUUAGAUGGUUCUAUAUAGAACCUUUUUGAAAAGGGUUCUAUAUAGCACCCAAAAAGGUUCCUCUAUUGUUGCAAUGUUAAGCUUGUGACAAUAGAAGAACCCAUUUGGGGUGUUUUAUAGAACCCUUUUCAAAAAGUUUCUAUAUAGAACCAUCUGUAGCACAUUCAUGCACAUUCUCCAUCAAUCUGAAGAACCUUUUCAUGAUGCGAAGAGCCCUUUAUUCAUGCAGAGGGUUUUUUGAGUGUUCAUGGUUCUAUGUAGAACCAUUUUCUUUACUAAGGAACCAUCUUUUUGAUGGGUGCGUGUGGUUCUUUAGUAAAGAAAAUGGUUCCCGGUAGAACCAUGAACACUCAAAGAACCUGCUGCGUGAUUAACGGGCUCUUUGUUUUAUGUUUCUGUGGUUUUGAAAAUGGUUCUAUGUAGUACCCAAAGGGGUUCUUCUGUUGUUACAAGCUUGACCUCGCAAUAAUAGAACCCUUUUGGGUGCUAUAUAGAACCCUUUUCAAAAAGGCUCUAUGUAGAACCAUCUAAAGUACCUUCACCAUCAGUCUGAGGAGCCCUUUCAUGAAGGAAAGAACCUUUAAUCAUGCAGCAGGGUCUUUAAGGGUUUGUGGUUCUGUGGAAAACCGUUUUCUUUACUAAAAAGCCCUUGAAGAGCUUUAAGAGCGUAAUUUUAAGUGAGCAGCAGCUUUUUCCCGUGUUUUUGUAGAGCGGUGUUGUUUGAGCCGAGUGGUUUAGCCGCGGGGUUUACGCAGUGCUGAUUGGUGGGGUAUAAGCUUCUCUUGCUUUUUAGGUGUAUUAGGCGUUUAGUUCGUCAGACGCAGCUGAUCAGGUGAGAGGAACGUUGUGUGGUUUAGGUCUGUUUGCCAGCGCCAGCUUUAUACCGUAUAUGUGUUCUUAUGUGCCUUAAACACUCCAUGUCCAGACUAACAAUAGCGCAGCUUAUCCAGGACUGAAGGCUUUGCAGCAAGAGUUUUAAUCAAUGCUCGUUUUUGUCUGAUGUGUUUUCUCUGCUUUUAAGGUGACAGUAGAAGGGAUGUGGGAGGCGGACCAUGGGUUAGGCUCUCAGGGCCAGACUUGAUCUCGUGACGAGAACACAUGUGGGGACAACUUGAACUUUUGGUGCUGGAUUGUGGCUGCUAACGAAGGUACACCCACUCAGAAACCCACCCCAAAUUCGUCUAGGCUGUGCUACUUUGGAGUACAUUCGAUAACCAGAAACACGAGCUAGCUAUCCAAACACUAUUAUAAGCGAAUGAAACCGUUUUUCCUCUGAAAGAGGUGGUGUUUGUUUGUACCACGUGUAAUAUGUUCUCCGCAGUUCCCAGACUAAUGGUGGCUUGUUGAGUGAGUCUGAGAGUGAGUGUGUUUACAUGCGCUUAAUAAUCCGAUUACUGCCGAAGAUUUUGUCUGUAAUCCGAUCAAGACAUUUACCUGCACGUGAGUAAUCUCCAAGUCCAGGUCUUCAUGAGUUAGACAGUAAUCAGAUUUCUGCUUUGCACCCAGCCAAUGAACUUACAGAAGACGUGACGUGAAACUCAGACUGAAAAUAUGAACGUGCAUCAUCUGGAAGAUGAAGAAUGUUAAAAUCCUUUAUUUUGUCAAGUAGGUUCAGGGUGAGUCAAGUCACAGGACACUGUUUUAUUUUAUUUUUUAUGCUGUCACAAGCCUCCAUGAUGCGGUGCUGCAGGUGGUGUUCUCUGAAGGCGGAUUUCCUCAGCAUGCACAAUUUGUUUGAGAUGACCCCAGAGAUAAAAGUCGAUAAUAAAAUAAAAAAUCUAAUAAAUCCUGUCCUGUGACUUUUGACUCACCCUGUAGUCGUUCUUGCUGCCAUCCUGCCUUUUAUUCGGUAUCGCCGUCUGUUUUUAUACAUGCGCAGACUGAAAAAUCUGAAAGAAGUCCGAGUAAGAGCUCACAUGCACUCAGAAGUCUGAUUACUGAGCUAAAAUCCAGCCUCUUUAUCAGAUUUCUCGUACUCUGAUCUAAGAAGGCAGCGCGUGCUGUUUACAUGGCUGUUUAAAUAAUCAGAUAACCGCAGAAAUCCGAUUCUGAUCGGAUUAUUAACGGCAUGAAAACUCACUCAAUGUUGAGCAAUGCAGCAUCACCCCCUCUGAUGAGCUCCACAUUUACAAGGCAUUUGAUUGGUUUAGAAACCUCAUACUCGGUUUGUUCCCACCCACAUCCAGCCCAGGAUUUCUCAUGGUUGCCCCUCAUGAUUCUCGCAGGUCCUGCGUAGUGGACAUUUGAGAUUAAUCAGUUAGACAUGCUUUAGCUCUUACCCCAGUGCACUUACUGAGCCUUAAAUGUUAACUCACAGAUGCCUUUUGUACUAUUAGAAGAACUCUGUCUGUUUAAUGUUCUACGAUGAAAACCUACUGAAUUUUAAAUGGAUUCUGAUUUCGGUGUUCAGUCAAGUUAAACUGGUUUAGGUCAGUAAUGCCCACUCUGUCUAUCUGGACUGUCUGUUCUUUUGCUCUGUUCCGCUGAAUACCUUGUAGGACUGCACGAUAUGGACCAAAUACUGUAUUAUAAUUAUAUUGUUGUCUAGUGCACUACACCAUUAUUCUAACCAAAUUUGUUUACGUUUAUUGACUCAGGAGACCCACAAACGCUCAUUUGCAUAUUGUAGCCCUUUGCGAUGUGAUCAUCGCCACGGCCAAAAUUGUGAUGACGGUAAACCGAUAUAUCGUGCAGUCCUACUGCCUCAUUAUCUGAGGACUGCGCAGGGAAAAGCUGAUUUAGUACUGAUUCUGCCCUAACUGCCUUGGGACAUCAUGAUUUCUGUGUAUUUAUCAAUCAAGAGGCUUUUAUAUUAGAAAAUAAAUAUGUAAUGGUCUUAGUAAAUUCUGUGAACUGUUCAACUGGUUGCCUUUGUCUUUGUGUCAGUUCUAAUCCAAAUUUCUCUGGAAUUCAGUACCAUCUGGAUUGAAAUGAAGAUGAUAAGGAGGAGUAGGAAAAACGCAGGCUGGUCUGUUCCCAAAGAUUUUUCAUGCUCUACAUUCAAAUAGGUGAAUUUUGGAAAUAUACAAACUUUAUCUCGGUACCUUUACAGCCCUUUCAAUCUAUUGUCUUAGCAUGACUAUUAAAUUAAAUGAAUGUUAUAAAAAUCUAAUUUACACAGUUCCCUGCCCAUAUGUAGGUGAUCAACUAAGGAGUUGUGUCCAGAUAGUUCGGGAGGUUCGCUCUGGAGCAAAGAGGCUAAUGUAGCUAACAAACAUUAGGUCGGUAGUCACCAUAACUACAUCCUUAAAGCAACUUUUUUGUUCCUUGACGGUUUCUUUGCGUUUCCACCUCCGUGUUUUACAGUAUCCUUAGUGAUGUCUGGUUGGAUUUCUUGUCCAGGGGCCAUAUUACAGAAGAGUCUGAAGUCUGAGAGCUGCUUUGUUGUCAUGGCAACCUCAGUUAGGACCGAAGCUUUACUACGACAGCGUUUUAGGGCUAAUGUUAAUAAAAAUACAGUAGACUUCGACCAAAAAGUCGUAAUAUUGUGGCCAAGGGAAGGCAGCAUCCCCUUGAGUUAAACGAGGGGCGUUGAGUUGGUGGAGCUCUACGUUCAUAUCAAUGCUCACCCAUAAAGAAACACUCAGCCUCCCCGUCUCUCCUGCACAUCAGCACCAGCCUGGUAUUAGUAUAAGAAACGACUGAGCAGGAAACUUUAUCUAGAAUAAAGAGCCAGACGGACUCGGAGGAAACCGUUGAAGGAGAAUCACAGGCAGGGUCAUCUGCAUGACUAUUGGGGGCUACAUCUCCACUCCAUUCAAGAAAAACAUGAAGUUUCACAGACAGCUUGAUGAUGAUCAAAAUGAUCCACAAAGACAGGAGUUAGUGGAUCUCCAGUACAGCAACCGAGACCCCAACGUGUUAUGGCAGUCCCCCUACAGUUGGCCCGGAGUUCCUAAUAUGAGCAUAACAACAUGCCGCCGACUACAACUGCAUCAGACACAAGUACAACUUGUGUGCUCACAUUUUUAACCCUGUCAUUAAAUUCCUUUAAUCUCAAA